AUGGUUGCAUUUGGACAUCUAUUUUAUUUAUAACAGUGCAAAAAAGAACUAAAUACACGAUUAUAAAAACAGUGUGAAAAUGUCUGUGGUGCGUUUUUUGGCAACGCGACAGGCUUUGGCGGCGUUAACAAGACGUUCCGCAUUGCCGACUCUACAGAAUUGUCGCACAUUUACAUCAUUGACAAACAAUAACAACAACUUCAAUAAAGCAAACACGAGCACAACAACAACUUUAACGGCAUGCGGAACGCAAUUGCAACAAACUCGGGAUCACAAGCGUUUUGGCCAUGGUGAGGAGAAAACACCACGUUUGACCAAAUAUUUUCACUUUAUGGUGCUCAGCUUGUUUAUCAUCUCGGUGCUGGACUGGGGCAAAGUGAAACGCUUGCUCAUACCAAAAGUAGACGCGGAUGCGGGUCAGCGUCCCUCCGAUGCGGCCGGUGUGAAUGGCGACAGCAGCUCCGAUAAAGACGGCGAUGAUUCUGAGGAUGAGGAGGAAGCUCGUCUCAAUCUCAGUGAUGGAAAGAAAGUCAAGGAAAAAGUCGGUUUCCGCGAUCGCAAAAUAAUUGAAUAUGAGAAUCGCAUCAGGCAAUUCUCAACGCCAGAUAAAGUAUUUCGCUACUUUGCCACGAUCCAAGUGCCGGUCUCCGAUGAUCGCCAUGAGGUCUUCAUGACACCAACCGAUUUUUUGACUAGCAUGACGCCAGGCAUGAAACAACCAGAUGGUUUAGGUUUGGACCAAUAUCGUCGCUAUGAUCCAAAGUCCGUGGGGGAACAGUUAAACUUGCAGUUGGAGAAGAACAGCAUAUUUUACAAGCUAGGAUCCUUUGGCCUCAUCACCUUCUCCGAUUACAUAUUUCUGCUCACAGUGUUAUCCAUUUCCCGUCGUCAUUUUGAGAUUGCAUUUCGAAUGUUCGAUUUGAAUGGCGACGGUGAUGUGGAUUGCGAGGAAUUUGAAAUGGUGGCAACCCUUGUGCGUCAACAGACGAGCAUAGGGACACGGCAUCGGGAUCAUGCAAAUACCGGAAAUACAUUUAAGUCCUUGAAGGGCGUCAAUUCGGCGUUGAUAACGUACUUCUUUGGACCAAAUAUGGAUGAGAAGCUGACUAUUGAAAAGUUCUUAGACUUUCAAGAGCAACUACAGCGUGAAAUACUCUCGCUGGAGUUUGAACGCAAGGAACCCAAUGAGGAGGGCAAAAUAACAGAAGCGGACUUUGCCGAAUUGCUUUUGGCCUAUGCGGGUUAUCCGCCCAAGAAGAAGCAGAAGAAAUUGAAGCGUGUCAAGCGUCGUUUUCGUGAUCAUGGCACUGGUAUCUCCAAGGAAGAUUAUCUCGACUUCUUCCACUUUUUGAAUAACAUCAAUGAUGUGGACACCGCACUGACUUUUUAUCACAUUGCGGGUGCUUCGAUUGAUCAACAAACGUUGCAACAUGUGGCCAAAACGGUGGCAGUUGUAAAUCUAUCCGAUCACGUUGUCGACGUUGUUUUUACCAUAUUCGAUGAGAACAAUGAUAAUCAGCUAAGCAACAAAGAAUUUAUUUCGGUCAUGAAAAAUCGCGUUCAACGUGGCUUGGAAAAGCCAAAAGAUACAGGAUUCCUUAAAAUGAUGCAGUCGGUAUUCAAAUGCGCCAAGGAAACAAAGCCCGUGUUAUUGGAUAUAUAGGAAAAUUAUCGAAUGUGAAUUCUCUCGAUUGACCAGUGCUUAAAGCGCUUCACUUAGUCAUUUUUCUUACGCUUGAUCCUAUUUAUGUUUAGUUAAUGUUUACUUUAGUCCAAUUAAACAACAGGCAUUAUGGAUAGUUCACUGUAUUAUUGUUUUAAGAGAAACGAAUAAUUGUUA
Messenger RNA from Drosophila innubila, 1840 nucleotides. RefSeq names its product calcium uptake protein 1 homolog, mitochondrial (gene MICU1). Gene Ontology annotation, molecular function: calcium ion binding. The transcript has 9 exons. Gene Ontology annotation, cellular component: uniplex complex. Lineage: Eukaryota; Metazoa; Arthropoda; Insecta; Diptera; Drosophilidae. Bases 80 to 1663 code for a protein of 527 amino acids. The record is from RefSeq and is a predicted model, not a curated record. Gene Ontology annotation, biological process: mitochondrial calcium ion homeostasis; calcium import into the mitochondrion.